Messenger RNA from Penicillium brevicompactum, 663 nucleotides. RefSeq lists its product as uncharacterized. The coding region runs from base 1 to 663 and encodes 220 amino acids. The record is from RefSeq and is a predicted model, not a curated record. Lineage: Eukaryota; Fungi; Ascomycota; Eurotiomycetes; Eurotiales; Aspergillaceae. The transcript has a single exon.
AUGUUCACCUCAAUGGAAUAUGAAUCGCAUGCUCCGCCCGCAUAUUCUCCCUCCGACCUGUUCAUUCCAGCCGAGGAAAAAAGCGAAGUGAUUCUUCCACAACAGAGCGAGCCCGGUCUGGCCGUUGCCUCUGCUCUCAGCCGUGGCCUCCAGGUGCCAUCUCGUUCAACUGCAUGCACAUCUGGCUUCGAUUACCCCGAUGAAUUGGCCAAAUGUGGAGUAUCAAAAGACCAAUGGGCCCGGUUCACUCAUCUGAUCUGCCAAGAAGCCAAGCUUUCCCGCCAACAGUGGACAACAGUGAUUGGGAAAGGUCUGGGCACAUUGGGUGUGGGUGGGUUGAUGAUUGGGAUCCUCGGUGCAAUUCCGGCGGCUUUCGUUCUACGUCUCUCAAAACGACGUCAAGAGCAGCGAAAUCUCAUCGCUGCAAUGGCCGGCGUCGAGGGUGACCAUCUCGCCCGUCACAUUUCCCAUUGGAAUGAGACGUUCUUCCAACCCCGAGGCAUUUUGAUCCGAGUCGACUUGCCAGACGAGUAUUUGAGCGACCUUGAACAUAUGGAAAUCAGCAAAAAGGGCACAUCAUCAAAAAGCACCCAGAAAGACCGGGCCAAAGCUUCGCAGAAAGCGCGGAUUGUGAUCAUUCCUCUGAAAGACUCAAUGUUAUAA